Molecule: messenger RNA, 4946 nt
Organism: Ictalurus punctatus (channel catfish)
Lineage: Eukaryota; Metazoa; Chordata; Actinopteri; Siluriformes; Ictaluridae
Gene: gsg1l2b
Product: gsg1-like 2b
Exons: 5
Coding region: 302-1195 (297 amino acids)
Cellular component (GO): plasma membrane
Source: RefSeq, a predicted model, not a curated record
AUAGUGCGCAGCCAGUGACAAGGGCAGAGUGAAAUGGGAGGGAGCCGAAAGUGCAAGAAGCCUCUCUCUCUCUCUCUCUCUCUCUCUCUCUCUCUCUCUCUCUCUCUCUCUCUCUCUCUCCUGACAGCAUCUCUUCGGGACCGUGAAUGGCAGGACGAGGGCAUGCGUCUCACACAAUAACCUUUAGGACGCCCUGCAGAGGAAAAGAACAUUUCCGAGGCUCUAAUUAUUCCCGACGCGCUCGUCCAGAGGAUUUUCGGGCCACGGUGCAAAAAGAUUGUUCCCCCUCUCCGUGUGCGUUAUGGAGCGGCGGCGGCGGGGGUCUCUGGCGCUCGCCCUCAACUUGGCGGCGCUGCUGUUGGCCGCGUGCGCGCUCAGCACGAGCUACUGGUGUGCGGGAAGCCGAAAAGUGCUGAAGCCGUUUUGCACCGGGCCGCUGCCUCUCACACACAAACACACGCACUGCAUCCGGUAUAACGGCUCCAGCGCUAACGACAGCCGCCAGGUGCAGUACGUGUGGGAGACCGGAGAGGACAAGUUUGUCCUGAGGAAGUUUCACAGCGGUGUUUGGCUGUCCUGCGAGCAGAAUAUCGACCUGAGCGGCGAGAAUUGCAGAAGUUUCAUAAAUAUUCCCCCUCCACAUGAGAGAGGGGUCUUGUGGCUGUGCAUCGUUGCAGAAUGUCUGUACAUCCUGCUCCUGGCCACUGGUGGAAUCCUCAUGUCUAUCGAAGUCUGCCACUUUGGAAACGUCAUCGAUGGACUCAAACUCAACGCCUUUGCCGCCAUAUUCACCGUCUUGUCAGGUCUUCUUGGCAUGGUAGCACACAUGAUGUACACAACAGCCUUUCAGCUCACUGUCAGUCUGGGCCCUGAGGACUGGAAACCCCAAAGCUGGGAUUAUAGCUGGUCUUACAUGUUGGCCUGGGGUUCUUUCACAGCAUGCAUGGCGUCCUCGGUGACCACCAUCAACAGAUACACAAAGACUAUCCUGGAGUUCAAGCACAAGCGGAGGAACAUGGAGAAGAACCUGAAGAUCAAGCAGCAGCUCCUGGAGCUGGAUUGCCCAGAGCAGAUGUGGGACAUGUAUAUCAGCUCGGUGCCCAGCACAGCCGAGGAGCUACUGGAGCUGUCCAGUCCGAGCCGUAAGAUGUCUAACCACGACAUGGGAGAUCAGCAGGGGGAGGAGUACUGCUGAGGCUAGCCUAGGGCCUUAUUUAGUCAACUGUGCAGAAAUUCCAUGCUAACAGCUUGCAAGUGUGUUAUAUUAGUAGACAAAAACAUUUGCAAAUGGCAUUGGAAAUCACAGUAUUAGCCUGUAAUCCCGCUGGCGGGAUGACAUUCUCAUCGUCUUUAGAGUAUUACUGCUUCAAAAAAAUCUUUGAGUCAGAAGAUUCACUUUGUUAACUGUAAAAUGUGAUACAUUGUGCAGUAUUCGUGAACUUAAGAACUAUUUGUCACUUCCUUCCAUCAUCAAGCUGUUGCAAAAUCUGUUAGUCGACCACACUGUGUUUUCAUCCACCACCUUUGCUGAUGAGAUACAUAGUGACAGUUUUGGCAUGUUUGUUUUUAUCCUUCAGCUUUGCUAGGUGACACCGCAGCCAAUCAGAGCAUCUUAUUCUGAAACCAGAUUUUAAUAGUCGCAUCACAGUGAAUCUGACUGACAGGUGGAUGAAACAAGCUGUCUGCAACUUGCCUUAACGUAGUUCGCAAUGUUCAGUACGCUUCACGGCAAAAACAUCCAGAGUUACUCAACAGAAUAAACAUUUCUUUACAUGUAUUCAUCUCUACAAAUCAUAGGCAAGCCCAAAUGUGUCAAGCCCAGUGCUCCUCUCCCACCGCCACUCCUAAGUGAUAUAUACAACAUAUCCUCCAGCUAAGGAAUCCGUUGCCUUCUGGUGAUUUUGUGUUUGUGCUGUUUAUAAAUGAAGCCCCAGGACAGGCCUUGAUUUUCUAACUAAACCUCCCCUGGCGUAUUGUAUUACCCGCUGUUGCUUGGCACUGCCACAUGCUCUUAAUGAACUAAAUCUGGCCUCAGAUUACAGUGAGGCCAGGACAGACUGUUAUCUGGCUUCUCUACAGAGUUUAAUCAAUGACUGUAUAUACUGACUAGUUUUUAUGUACUGUGUUGUAUUGUUGGCUAGAGGUGAUGCAGUGGUUAUUCAUUUUAUAGUCAUGUAUUGAUGUUAUAUACAGAUAAGUGACAAUUUAAAGGGAAAAAAAAUGAAUACAAGGUGAUUUAGUAAGUGUUCAGCCACCAUGAGCCACCAGAACCGUGCACCGUGGCACUGAUUCUACUAGUCCCUGGAACAGUACUGGAGAGAAGAACACCGUUCUUACAAAGACAUUCCCUCAGCUAGGGUUUUGAUGAUGGUGGUGGAGAGUGCUGUUGAACACAUCAGUCCAAAAUCUCCCAAAUUCUGUGUUCAUUUGGAAUGAGAUCUGGCAACUAUGAAGGCCAUAGCAUAUAAUCAUUUCCGUACUCAUCAAAUCAUUCAGUGAGUCCUUGUGUAGUACGGAUGGAGGCCAGGAGUCAUUCUGGAAGAGACCACACCCACCUGGAUAGAAUUGAUUCCUCCUAGGAUAAAGGUGAUCAUUAUUUGCAGUGACACUUCACUCUAUGAGGGCAAGUGGACCCAAAAACAUGUUUGCAAAAUAUGUCCCCCCCCACACACACACACACACACACACACACCGAAUAAUAGAGCCAAGUUUUCCUUUAAAUUGUCACCAGUCUAUAAGUUUACGCAUGUAUUGUAUAUCAGCACUGACACUGUACGAAUCAUCUCGUGUAAAAUAGGUACAACAUUUGCCGUAUAAUUAGUUAAUAUUGUGCUGUCUAUGGGGUUGUGUUUUUCCUAGUCCUGGAUUUUCUUGUUUUCACUCAUUUAAAAUAUUACAUCUCUCUUUUGCAUCUCUAUAACGAGACAGAGUGCAUUUGUUUAUGAUACUGAUCACGAUUCUGUUUAACCAAAGCAUGCUCAGAACUGAAUAUCCAUUCACAGUCAAUUUUCCGGGUUUAUAAUCCUUAUGUGGGUCAAAUUUGUUUAGUAAUGCAGGCAUCAUAUCAGUGUUGUGGCUAUUUUUCUAAAAUGACUGGAGAUGGUAGAUAUUUAUUUGUAUUUAAUAUUACUACAUGUGUAAAAGUAAUGCUUUUGAUAGAGAGCAGUCAUUUUAUUUCAAUAUAUCGAAAUGUGGCUCUGCAAAGCUUUUAUAUUAUAUAGAGCCAUGGUCUCUGAGUGAGAGGGACGGCGUUACACUGUCCCCUGUCAAUCAGAGUGACAUCACGGGUGUCUGUGAGCUCAUGUAUGAUGAAGAGGACAGUUAGCGCUUUCCUCUGAGUGUGUUACGGUGCGCUGUAAUGUAGCAUGAGCAGCAGUUAGAAAAGAUGCAGUGACUGGCCGGGGUCUCACAGGAAGCACCGUUAGCCUUCAUCUUCCCCAAUUGAGAGCUGGCUAGUGGGUGGGAUUGAGAACAUGGGGUAAAAAUAUACCAUAUAAAAAUAUAUGUCUUAAACCUGUUCGGAACCAAAGAAAGUCAUUCACUUAUCAUGCAUCACUGCAUGCACAAGUUUGACCUGAGGGAAAGUGCAGUACAACAGCUCGGUUGUGAUAAAGGUUAAGCUAGAAAAGGAAAUUCUCCAAAGUGAAUGCUCAUCAAGUUAAACUUUACUUGAAUUUUUCCCACUGUGCUCUCACUGUUACCACGCUUAGCUGACCAUGUGCAUAGACUUGAAAUAAAUCCAAAUAAAUCGAAAUAAUGCAAUGAAGACUGCAUAAUUACAUUCACAAAAUGAUUCAAAUGUUGAUAAGUCUGUGCCACCAAAACAAAGCUGUCUAUAUUUUGUGAGCUACGUGUAUAGUAUACUGUAGGGUGAUGGAAGUACAUAAAAUGCAGGCAAUCUGAAAUGCUCUAUCAUUUUUUUGUUUGUUUGUUUUUGUUAAGUGCUUCUGAGGUCACAGCCGACAGUAUUUCUGCAUUUAGAUAUCCUAAUAUACUUUUUCAUUAUACACAAUCACCUUCCACUUUAUUGGGAACACCUGUACACCUGCAUAUUCAUUCAAGACCAGGCAAUGUUUUUCCAAUCUUCAACUGUCUAGUUUGGGUGAGUCUGUGCCCACUAUAUCGUCAGAUUCUUGGCUGACGGGUGUGGAAACCGAUGUGGUUUUCCGUUGUUGCAUCCCAUCUGCAUCAAUGUGUUGUGCGUUCUGAGAUGCUUUUCUGUUCAGCACAGUUGUAAAGAGUGAUUAUUUGAAAUGCCAUAGCCUUCCUGUCAGCUCGAACCAGUCAGAUCAUUCUCUUUUAACCUCUCUCUUCUGAUUUAGCAGAACUGCUUCCAACUGGAUGUUUUGGGGAGUUUUGUUUGUUUGUUUGUUUUUUCACCAUUCAGUGUAAAGUCUAGUAUGAAAAUCCCAGGAUCGGUUUCUAAAAUACUCCAACCAACAACCAUGAGAAGUCACCGAGGUGACAUUUUGUCCUCAUUCUGUUGUUUGAUGUGAACAUUAACUAAAGUUCUUGACCUGUAUCUGCAUGAUUUAAUGCAUUGUGCUGCUGCCACAUGACUGGAUAAUUGCAUCAAUGAGCAGGUUUACAGGUGUUUCUAAUAAAGAGGCCAGUGAGUGUAUGUUAGCUCUCGAUUUUGUAAUACUGGAAUAUUAUUACUAGGUUUUAUUGCACAUGUUCUCCUCAAUAGCUAGAGGACUAUAAAAGGGGACCAAAAGUGAUAAAUGCUCGAACGGCCACUAGGAGGCACUGUGCUAAAGUUUUUCUCAUUGGCUUCUGAAUGUAUGCACUAAUAUUACCCAGUGUCCUUUCGGACUUAUUAUUUACUUCUUAUUUCUGUCUCAUUGUAUGAUUGUGCUACAUGUGUCCUUUGACCAGAGGGACAUUUAAAAUUCAAUAUGAGCCAAAAGUGUUUUGGAAACAGUAAGAAUAAAGAAUAAGAAUAA